Molecule: messenger RNA, 1431 nt
Organism: Daldinia caldariorum
Lineage: Eukaryota; Fungi; Ascomycota; Sordariomycetes; Xylariales; Hypoxylaceae
Product: longevity assurance proteins LAG1/LAC1
Exons: 2
Coding region: 1-1431 (476 amino acids)
Biological process (GO): ceramide biosynthetic process
Cellular component (GO): membrane
Molecular function (GO): sphingosine N-acyltransferase activity
Source: RefSeq, a predicted model, not a curated record
AUGGCACCUCCGGAACCUUUCCCUAUCCUCAAUAGUUCGGUCGAACAAUUGCAUUCGGGAGCAGAUCACGGAAAUGCGCGUCGUCGUAGGAAGUCGAGCGUGCUCGGGGCGGACAUCAGGGUAGGAGAUACGGGCGCACCUAGUCUGCAAUCCAGCCUCGAGAGCUUCCAGGAGACACAUGGACACGCACAAAAGCCAUCCACACCGGAUGGCAAGGAAGUUUCCAAGAGGGGUUCCAAGCGUCGCAAAGCUCGCUCCUUUUUGCGUCGCUGCAAGCACUUCGCUCUGAAGCACACUUGGGUCCUACCUCUAGUCCUCCUAGCCGUCUUCCUGUCCUUGUAUGCCAUCAAUCCGACCGAAUCGAACCCUAUACAUCACUUCAUUUUCCUCUCCUAUAAGCUCCCUCUCGAGGAUGGCGCCGACCCCGACACGCCCCCCCAAUAUGGAAAGGGACCCUGGGAUGUCGCUUUGGUCGCUUUCUACACCGUCGUCCUGUCCUUCACCCGCGAAUUUAUCAUGCAAGAGCUUCUCCGUCCGCUAGCCAGGAAGGCAGGCUUAAAGUCGCGCGCCAAACAGGCGCGUUUCCUGGAGCAGAUGUAUACCGCCGUCUAUUUCGCGUUUCUGGGUCCGGCCGGUAUGUACGUCAUGAGCCGAACCCCUGUAUGGUACUUCAACACCCGCGGCAUGUACGAGAAUUUCCCUCACAAGACUCACGAGGCUGCCUUCAAGUUCUACUACCUAUUCCAGGCUGCCUACUGGGCUCAGCAGGCUAUUGUUCUGCUGCUCGGUAUGGAGAAGCCGCGCAAGGAUUACAAGGAGCUUGUCGGCCACCACAUCGUCAGCCUGAUGCUUAUCGGACUCAGCUACCGCUUCCACUUCACAUACAUAGGAUUAGCUGUCUAUAUCACCCACGACAUAAGUGACUUCUUCCUCGCGACAUCUAAAACUCUCAAUUACAUCGAUCACCCUCUGGUGGGACCUUAUUUCUUCAUCUUCAUGACCUCGUGGGCUUACCUACGUCAUUACCUCAACCUGCGCAUUAUCUACUCUCUAUUCACCGAGUUCAGGACCGUCGGACCUUACGAGCUCAACUGGGAAACUGAGCAGUAUAAGUGUCAGCUCUCUUUCGUCAUCACUCUGGUCCUCUUGUCGUCUCUGCAGGCUCUCAACCUGUUCUGGUUCUUCUUCAUUGUGAGGAUCGCCUACCGCUUCAUCGUCUACCAGGAAGCAGACGACGACCGGUCUGAAGCUGAAGAGUCCGACGUGGAGGAGCAGGAGAAUACGACGGCAGAGAAACCAAAGGCAAUCAAGCAAAGCACCGAGGCUGUACCGUUACUCAACGGCAAUGCUAACGGAAAUGGCAUUGCGAACGGUGUUAAGACCCGAUCAAACGGGGCAGCGUCGGCAUCGAAAAAGAAGGCUUCUCGAUAG